Molecule: messenger RNA, 771 nt
Organism: Anthostomella pinea
Lineage: Eukaryota; Fungi; Ascomycota; Sordariomycetes; Xylariales; Xylariaceae
Source: the annotation of a GenBank genome assembly
AUGUCCAUGACGAUGGCGACGAAGAGUGAGGCUGCCAUGACGACCGCUGAUCCAUAUGUCGGCCUCACCAUUACCGCCUUCGAAGGCGGCAUAACCACACGCAUAAUCACGCACCCGAAGCACCCCUCCCGCGUCUUCGCCUACGAAGUCACCUUCCUCCUGCAGCACCCGCGCGUCGUGCAGGUCGCGACCCAGAAGCCGCCGCUGCACUUCCACCCGUACCAGGAGGAGUACCUCCAAAUCGUCGAGGGCCGGCUGGCCGUCGAGGUCGAGGGGGUCGAGUCCGUGCUGGGGCCCGACGACGGCGAGUUCUGCCUUAGGCCGUGGUCGAAUCAUCGGCUUUAUGCGCCUACUGUGGCGGAGAAGGAGGGAGAUGUAGAUAGUGGGACUGGAACUGGGACUGGGAGCGAGAAGACGGUUUUCUUGCUGUCGGGCCAGUAUACGGAUGCGGCGUUCAGGCUGGAUACCGUCUUCUUCGAGAACUGGUAUGCGUACCAGGACCAGAUCGUGGUGCAGGGGGAGAAGGUCGAUCUGGUGCAGGUCCUGAGUAUGUUCGAUGCCGGCGGAUCAUACCUCUCGUUACCAUGGUGGGUGCCACUCGGACGGACAAUAUCGCGAGCGCUGGGUAUCGUGGUUGGAAGAUGGAUAGGCGGGCUGCUGGGUUAUCAGCCGUUUUACAGGAAGUGGACGACGGAUUGGGAGUCAGCUUGCCGCAAGAUGGAGAUGUCGAUAUUCCAAAGGCGAUUUGCGGACCGCGCAAAGACGGCAUAA